This is a messenger RNA of Trichomonas vaginalis G3, 969 nucleotides long. RefSeq lists its product as uncharacterized. The transcript has a single exon. The record is from RefSeq and is a predicted model, not a curated record. NCBI's taxonomy places the organism in Eukaryota, Parabasalia, Trichomonadida, Trichomonadidae. The coding region runs from base 1 to 969 and encodes 322 amino acids.
AUGUCAAUCGAAGAGCAGCCUGAAGGGAAAAUUAUAAACGAAGAAGAACAGAAUAAUGAUAUAGUUCUUGCAAAUCAACCGAACAGAAAUAAUUUUCAAGAAGAAGAGGAAGAUUCGUACAAUGAAGAAGAAGAAAUAAUAGGUGAAGCACAAAUAGCUGAAGGUGAAGCAGAUCUGCCAGAAUACAGGCCUAAAAUUACAGUUGCACCUGGAAAAAGUAUGUAUGUAUGCCUUAUUAUCAUUUCUGUACUUAUGGUCUUAAAUUUCGCACUCAGCUUUGUAAAGACACCAUCUGGUGACGAAAUAGCAGACCCUGAAAAACUAGUUAAAAAGCUUAUUGCUGAUAUUGGCUCUCAAUUAUAUCAAGGAAUUGGAGAUAGAGAUUUAACUCAUUAUUAUUAUAAUUUACAAAACUUAGGCCAUAUGUUAAAUCUAAGUGACUACAAGAAGAUCGUUAUUGAUCAAUUUAGGCAAUCAGGUCUUGAAUAUUCACUUAAGAAAGAUUUAAUGAAUUUAGCUUCAAACUGCGACUACGAACAUUACAGAGCAAUCUCAAAAGUAAUCUUCAUGGUUUUUAACGAUUUUAUUUUAAAUAAUUACGAAAUUUCUUUUGAUAGGAAGUUUAUCAAAGCUAUAAUGCAUGGAUGCAUGGGAUUUGAAGAUGUUACUGAUCUUUUAUUCAUCAAUUUGAGAGCUCUCAGCUAUAUGGGUUACUACCAAUCCCAAAACAACGCAAUUAGUGUAAUUACAACAGAACUACCAAAGAUGGAAAGCGGACCAUGGUAUAACCCAGCAUUAGAUUAUAUUAAUAAGGUUGUUUCUGAGACAAAACUCCCACAAGCGACACAAAACAAAAUUGGUAAAUUUAUGGAUCAAAUUCCUCUUGAAAAUCUCGGUUAUAAUGCUAAAACUUCUUAUAACUCAAUCAAAGAAAACCUUGUUUGCGUAGAACACAUUGCAAACAAAUAA